UCACCUGCUAGUUACAUCAAUGGAAAUUGGAUGGAUGGCUUCUCCCAGUCGCGCGAGUACAUUGUUACGCAGGGACCUUUGCCCAACACGAUCGAUGCGUUUUGGCGGAUGGUGUGGGAGUUUAAGGUCUGCCAGAUUGUCAUGAUUACCAAUCUCAAAGAGAAGGGACGCGUCAAGUGCGAAAAGUACUGGCCAUUUGAAGGUGAACAACUCAAAAUUGGAGAUUUGAUACUGCUGUGCGAGGAGGUGAAAUUGCAUGCCGCAUUCCAGGUGGCGCAACUCCGCGUCGUGCAUCGUCACACGGGGGUGGCGCACACGGUGCAUCAUCUCUGGUUUCAGGACUGGCCAGACCACGGAGUACCGGACACCACCGAGGCGGUGAUUGAUUUGCUGCUCACGUCACGGGAGCUGCGCACACGGGCUUUGGCGAGCCGGGAGCAGGUCGCGCCUAUUGCCGUCCACUGCAGCGCCGGCAUUGGGCGCUCCGGUGUAUUUGUGGGGUGUGAUAUUCUGCUCCAGCAGGCCGAGAGCUUUGGUCAGGUUGAUGCCUUGGGCGCAUUGUGUCACAUGCGGCGCGCUCGAGGUGGCUGUGUACAGACGCCCCAUCAAUGGCUCUAUAUG
Monosiga brevicollis MX1 is the source of this 621-nucleotide messenger RNA. RefSeq lists its product as uncharacterized. Gene Ontology annotation, biological process: protein dephosphorylation. Gene Ontology annotation, molecular function: protein tyrosine phosphatase activity. The annotation marks the transcript as partial. The record is from RefSeq and is a predicted model, not a curated record. NCBI's taxonomy places the organism in Eukaryota, Choanoflagellata, Craspedida, Salpingoecidae. The transcript has 4 exons.